CUUUGAAACUUCAAGGCGAUUGAUAGAAAAUGACAUCCGUGUUUGCAGUAAUUUCGUGAAUGGUUGUUUACUCGCCUAGCACAAUCAAUCAAAAAUAAUAUUAAACUCAAUAAUGUAAAUGUAUAUAGGUUUCGUUUUUUGUGGUGUUCGGUAAUGUGAUUCCGUUGCAAAAGUGACCGAACCCGUACUCCAAACGCACAUCAAAAUGUCAGGCAGGAAUCGUCCCAUUCAACACAAAAAUUUAUCAACGAUAUUUUCGAAACUGCAAGGUGCUUUUACCGACGUAAUGACCCAUCCAAAAUACGCCACGGAUAAACGAACUCUAGACAAGACUUGGAAACUAAUGGAUAGAGUGGUGAAGUAUUGUCAGCAGCAAAAGAUGAACUUGAAAAACUCGCCCCCCUUCAUUCUGGAUAUUUUACCGGAUACGUAUCAAAGAUUAAGGCUUAUUUAUUCGAAAUACGAGGAUAACAUGUCCGCUUUACACAACAUUGAAUAUUUUAACGUGUUUAUUAUUAAUUUGAUGCGAAAGUGCAAGCAAGCCAUCAAACUUUUCAAAGAAGGCAAAGACAAAAUGUUUGACGAAAACUCACAUUAUAGGCGAAAUUUAACCAAGUUAAGUUUAGUGUUUAGUCAUAUGUUAAGUGAAUUAAAGGCACUGUUCGCUACCGGUUUCUUUGGGGGUGAUCAGUUCCGAAUAACAAAGUCCGAUGCUGCUGAAUUCUGGAAAACCAACUUUGGCAAUAGCACAUUAGUUCCUUGGAAGAUAUUCCGCGAAGAACUGAACAAGAUACACCCGAUCAGUUCAGGCCUUGAGGCCAUGGCCUUAAAAUCCACCAUCGAUCUUACUUGUAACGAUUACAUAUCUAAUUUUGAGUUCGAUGUGUUCACUAGAUUAUUCCAGCCGUGGACGACGUUGCUGCGCAACUGGCAAAUCCUGGCCGUGACGCAUCCCGGCUACGUGGCCUUCCUCACCUACGACGAGGUGAAGGCUCGCCUGCAGCGCUACAUCAACAAGGCGGGUUCGUACGUGUUUCGUCUCUCUUGCACCAGGCUGGGCCAGUGGGCCAUCGGCUACGUCACGCCGGACGGCGAAAUCCUGCAAACGAUCCCGCAGAACAAGAGCCUCAUUCAGGCGCUGCUCGACGGAUACCGGGAAGGAUUUUACCUCUAUCCCGACGGUAGGUCGGUGAAUCCCGACCUGUCCUGGGCCGUACAACCGAGCCAGGAGGAUCACAUAGCCGUCACGCAGGAGCAGUACGAGUUGUACUGCGAAAUGGGCAGUACGUUCCAGUUGUGCAAGAUUUGCGCGGAGAACGACAAAGACGUCAGGAUUGAACCCUGCGGCCAUUUGUUGUGUACCCCGUGUUUAACAGCUUGGCAAAUGGGUUCGGAGGGCCAGGGUAGUCAGGGCUGUCCCUUCUGCAGGGCGGAGAUCAAGGGGACGGAGCAGAUCGUGGUGGAUCCGUUCGAUCCGAAAAAGUCGCACAAUAUAAAGAACUGCCUGUCGGCGUCGCAGAACGUUUCGAAUUUGGAGGACGAGGAGGAAUUCGAGGAUCCGGGAGAGUUGUGGAACUGCGCGGGAAGUAGUUUACACGCCUUAGCACUGAAGCCUCGCACUGACAUCUCGCAGUCCGCCAGCCCGAUGAUAUCCCCUGGCAGCAGCCCGCGGUUCCUGAGACGCAACCCGCCGGGCACCGUGGUGGUCCCUACCGCGGCGCCUCCUCCCUUGCCGCCACGCAAGAGCUCCCCCACCCACGAAUCGCCGCCUGCGGUGCCCACCACGUCGCAACAGGCCGCCCUCAGCGAAGCACAAUCACAGUCUGUGACCAACCUGAGCCAUCACACGAUCGAAGUGCCGCCGCCACUGCCCAAGAGCAACUCGAUGCUGGAGAUGCACCGGAGCCUCGAGAACGCCGCGCCGUCGGAGCCUCCGCUCGAGCUGAGCACUCCGGAGACCAUCGUGGGCCUGGUCGUUUCCAAUUGUGAUAAUAAUGUGAUCGACACGAGCAAGGCGCAGACGAGGCACCUGAGCUGUCCCAGUAACAGGACGGCGCCCAAGGCGGUACCGCCCAAGUCCAACACCAGUCCGAACAUCGGCAAGACGGGGUACGCGAACGUCGAUGCGGAACUGCCGCCCAAAUACAAGAAGAAGAUCAAUCCGCUGGAGCGGGAGGCGAACGUGUCGUAUGAGAACCUGAACAUGGACUACAUCAAGAAGCUGGUGAGCGAGGGGUACUCACGCGAUUCGGUGAUCAAGGCGCUGGGAAUCACGCGGAACAACAUCGACAUGGCGUGCGAUAUUCUGCACGAGUUCGGCACGAAAUUGGGAUAGCGGAACGGGGCUGUCACCUAAUUCGUACAAUUUGUAACUGCUGUCGUUGGUGCUGUUUCGAUUUGAAAUUGUAGCAGGUAGCGGCAGCGAUAAUCAAACGAUACACCAUAGGAAACCAGCCUAAUGGAACGUUGUCCAUCUCAGACAAGUAAUUACUCUGGAAGAAUUUGAUUUAUUCUUAAAAUUAAAAAUUCAAAAAUAAGCAUAAGAAAAAUCAGUGACGACGAGUAUACAGGGUGGUUCGAAUUGUAUUCGGGAAACUUCGGCAGCAUAUGAAAAGGAAGGGAAACUGAACGGAUAGUAUGCAUUGUCCUAUUUAAUAAAAUUAUAUAAGGAUUCUUGUGCCACUUAACUGCUGAUA
Messenger RNA from Sitophilus oryzae (rice weevil), 2696 nucleotides. It is a transcript of the gene Cbl, whose product is annotated as E3 ubiquitin-protein ligase CBL-B. NCBI's taxonomy places the organism in Eukaryota, Metazoa, Arthropoda, Insecta, Coleoptera, Curculionidae. Gene Ontology annotation, cellular component: plasma membrane; membrane raft. Gene Ontology annotation, biological process: negative regulation of epidermal growth factor-activated receptor activity; cell surface receptor signaling pathway. The transcript is spliced from 7 exons. Gene Ontology annotation, molecular function: phosphotyrosine residue binding; calcium ion binding; receptor tyrosine kinase binding. The record is from RefSeq and is a predicted model, not a curated record. Bases 206 to 2335 code for a protein of 709 amino acids.